CCUUUAGACAGUUAAACGUUUUGCAAGGAGGCUCCUCAAGGUCCCAUAGUCCCUUGGUUGCGAACAUGCGUGCCUGCUGACAAACAGUAGACGGGGAUCAGGAUCAUCCGUGCUGCGCGCAUUCUGGGAUGUUGGAGCGCCAUAUUGCACCUGGCUGAACAGGAUAAGUCUGCGGCUGGCCUCCUCGGACCACCGUUAACGUCUCAAAAGCAACAGCUCCGUAAGGCGCAGUGAGAACCCGGAGCAAAAGUUUAUUAUUUUUUUCUAAAACACCUCCUGUUGCCGGGAAUCGGACAGCAAAAUGCCCAAAGCGCUCAACGUUCGGGUCACCACUGUGGACGCUGAGCUGGAGUUCGCCAUCCAGCCCAACACCAUAGGGAAGCAGCUGUUUGAUCAGGUGGUGAAAACAAUCGGCCUGCGUGAAGUCUGGUACUUUGGACUACAGCAUGUGGACACUAAAGGGUACCCCACUUGGCUAAAACUGGAGAAAAAGGUGUCACAACAGGACAUAAAGAAGGAGAACCCGCUACAGUUCAAGUUUCGGGCCAAGUUCUUCCCGGAGGAUGUUUCUGAGGAGCUGAUCCAGGAAAUCACCCAGAGGCUCUUCUUCCUGCAGGUGAAGGACAACAUCCUCUCAGACGAGAUCUACUGUCCUCCAGAGACGGCCGUGCUGCUAGCCUCCUACGCCGUUCAGGCCAAGUUUGGUGAUUACAACAAAGAAAUCCACCAGCCUGGAUAUCUGGUGUCCGAACGGCUCCUGCCCCAAAGAGUCCUUGAGCAGCACAAGUUAUCCAGAGAACAGUGGGAGGAGAGGAUCCAGGUGUGGCACGAGGAGCACUUUGGGAUGCUGAAGGAGGAUGCCAUGAUGGAAUACCUAAAGAUUUCCCAGGAUCUGGAAAUGUAUGGAGUAAACUAUUUUGACAUCAAGAACAAGAAGGGAACAGAUCUGCGACUAGGAGUGGACGCACUGGGACUCAACAUUUAUGAGAGAGAUGACAGGUUAACCCCAAAGAUCGGCUUCCCCUGGAGCGAGAUCAGAAACAUUUCCUUCAACGAUAAGAAGUUCAUCAUCAAACCCAUCGACAAAAAAUCUCCGGACUUUGUCUUCUACGCCCCGAGAUUGAGGAUCAACAAGCGCAUCCUGCACCUGUGUAUGGGUAACCACGAGCUGUACAUGCGUCGCCGCAAACCCGACACGAUUGAGGUUCAGCAGAUGAAGGCCCAAGCCAAAGAGGAGAAGCACCAGAAACAGAUGGAGAGGGCUCAGCUGGAAAACGAGAAGAAGAGGAGAGAAGCCAUCGAGAAGGAGAAGGAGCAGGUGGAGCGGGACAAACAGGAUCUGAUGAUAAAGCUGUUCCAGUUUGAGGAGAAAAACAAGAAGGCAGAGAAAGAAUUGCAGGAGCAGCUGCAGAGAGCCAUGAUGCUGGAGCAGGAGCGGAGGAGAGCGUCAGAGGAGGCGGCUCGACUGGAGCGGGAGCGUCAGGCAGCCCUGCUGGCUAAAGAAGAGCUGGCUCGACAGGCUGAGAGUCAGAAGAAGACUCAGGAGCAGCUGGCUGCUGAGCUGGCAGAGCACUCAGCCAAGAUUGCUCUGCUGGAGGAGGCCAGGAGACGCAAGGAGGAGGAGGCUGCAACAUGGCAGCACCGGGCUCGAGAGGCUCAGGACGAUCUGGUGAGGACCAAGGAGGAGCUGGACAUGGCAACGACGAUACCCCCGCCUCCUCCACCUCCCCCCAUGUACGACCACGGGGACGAGAACUACAGCGACAGCGAGGAGAACUACAGCGAGCACAGCGCCGAGCUCAACAUGGAAGGCAUCAAUGACCACCGCAAGGAGGAAGAACGUCUGACGGAGGCUGAGAAGAACGAGCGCGUUCAGAAGCAGCUGAAGGCUCUGACCUCUGAGCUGGCUCAGGCACGAGAUGAAACCAAGAACACCCAGAACGACCUCCUUCACAGCGAGAACGUGCGGGCCGGCCGAGACAAAUACAAGACCCUGCGACAGAUCCGGCAGGGCAACACCAAGCAGAGGAUCGACGAGUUUGAAGCCUUAUAGGAAGCCUUUGCUGCUUUGCCACAUCCCCUUUCUGACUGGUCACUACACCUCUCUGCUCUGCUGACACAAGCUCUAACUCACCCAAAGUCGCACGCCGGCUUGGUUUUGGUCUUACCUGGAGCUGUAGAAGCACCGUAGACACACGGAGAUCAACUCUUCCUGUGAGUUUGUCAGGCAGGAUGAAGGGCUUUGCUAAACCUUCGCAGGUAACUUAGUGCCAAAAACCGUCUGCCCUCGUUCUUUUUUUAGUGUCAAGUAUUCUUCAUGGAUCUAAUUGUGUGUGAAUUCUGAUCAGUUCAGACCAAAAUCAAUUCUUUGUGUUGACGUCAGGGAAGAAAUUCUGCUUGAUGCAAUCAGAGCUUCGCUUCUUCAUGUGUUGUAGUUUAUGGCUACCAAUCAGAAAGGGCACUACAGUAUAUGCAGCUCUUUGUCUGUUUUCCACUUUUAUUUGAACACUUCCACUUAUGUUUAUCAUUGCUAGAGAGUAGUAGAAAACCAUGCCUAGUUGGUUAUUUAUGCUGAAUGUGGGACAUUAAAAGGGUAUUUCCUCUUGGUUUGUAUAUUUUUGCUCUCUACCAACGAUAGAAGCUUUUACUGUUUCAAAAGCUUUUCUGUACUGACCAAAAUGAAUCGUUGGAGGUGUGAUCCAUAUACUUUCCUUUAUAUCACCUAAUUAAAGAAAUGAAAAUGUAAAUUAUUAUUUUUAUUGCAGAUGAAAUUCAGCUGCUUGACAUUCAAAUCAGUUCUGAUGAGAUUGCUGCGUAAGCCUAGUCUGGCUGGCACGUGUAGGAUUUCCUGUUAUUUUUUUCUUAUUUUGUGUCCGGUUACAGAACGAGUGAGCCUGUAGUAUGAGACCUCGCCUCUUCUAAAGCUGCCUGCUUUAUCCAAGAUGAAACUGUAAACGGCAACGCUGGAACGUGUAUAUAACCAAGAUUUUACAAUGAGGUGUUGAACAUAAAGGCAAUAAAGAAACAAUUUUA
Molecule: messenger RNA, 3033 nt
Organism: Nothobranchius furzeri (turquoise killifish)
Lineage: Eukaryota; Metazoa; Chordata; Actinopteri; Cyprinodontiformes; Nothobranchiidae
Gene: ezrb
Product: ezrin b
Biological process (GO): regulation of cell shape; positive regulation of protein localization to early endosome; positive regulation of early endosome to late endosome transport
Cellular component (GO): cytoskeleton; filopodium; microvillus
Molecular function (GO): actin binding; cell adhesion molecule binding
Source: RefSeq, a predicted model, not a curated record